This is a messenger RNA of Daphnia pulex (common water flea), 1203 nucleotides long. It is a transcript of the gene PI31, whose product is annotated as proteasome inhibitor PI31 subunit-like. Gene Ontology annotation, molecular function: proteasome binding; endopeptidase inhibitor activity. Gene Ontology annotation, biological process: proteasome-mediated ubiquitin-dependent protein catabolic process. The transcript has 6 exons. NCBI's taxonomy places the organism in Eukaryota, Metazoa, Arthropoda, Branchiopoda, Diplostraca, Daphniidae. The coding region runs from base 220 to 1029 and encodes 269 amino acids. The record is from RefSeq and is a predicted model, not a curated record.
CUCCUGUAAGGUGUAUGUAUCACGAAUUCACGACUUCAGUUCGCUUGAUGGGGAUUGGAAUCAAAUUUUCUCUUUGAUUGAUUGGUUUAGUCAGGGGUUCUAUGAUAAAUGGCAACGUCGAGUCAUGUUUGUUUUGGUUUUGGUAACUGUCUUCUGGUAACGGAGUGUAAACGUUUUAAAAAUUAGUUAUUAGAACGUUGUACUCCAAAUAGACCGAAAAUGGCUUUUUUGUGGCUAGAAUCGACUUUCCACAACUCUCAACCCUUAAAUAAGAAGCAAGAUUGUCUUGUUACUUUCGUUCACUGGAAAUUGCUGUCGAAUGGUUAUUUGGUUUUGCAUUCUAAACAGGGUCUGAAUGUUGAAGAUGCAGAGAGAAAGGAAGUACUUCCCGAAAAUUGGAAUUCAGAAGCAGUGUAUGAACUUCAAUAUGUAAAAAAUGGAGAACAACAUUUGUUAAAAGCCGUUAUUGUUGAUGGAGAACUGGUUUUUACUGUUAUGCGAGUUAAAGAUGAGAAAGUUGCUACUCUGGUGUUGGACACAGAUCGUUGGAUUGGAGAGAAUUUCCAGAGUUUCAAUGAGGCAUACAAAGAAAAAGUCACUUUGGACAAUUUUGUUCAAAAAGAAUUGGUGGACCCUUUCGUUGAAAAGGUGUCUUCCAAACCUUCUGGAACUUCCACCAUUAUCAUUGAUGAGAGACCACAAAGUACAUCUACUGGAGCCCCUUCAUACCCCUCAGCAAGUUCGUUCCCUGAUCCGUUUGCUGUCGGAGGAGGUGAUUUGAAUCCGCUGGGAAGAGGACUUGGAGGUGGCGGUAUGCUAAUGGACCCUCGUCACAUGGGCCGACGGCCACCAUUGGGUAUUCCAGGGAACCUUCCUCCAGGAGCUGUCCCGCCUGGCGCGCGAUUCGACCCUUUCGGUCCGAUUGGUAAUAUUCCUCCCAUUAGAGGACCGAGACCAAGUGGUGGAGGUUUUGGCGAUCCUUUUUUCGAUCAUCUCCCCCCUCCUGGAUCGCAUGACAUGUUUAUGUAAAAACAUUGUCCAAAAUUACGGUUAGUGGGUUGUGUGAGGCGGAUGAAAACUGUCGAUCAGUUUGAAUAAUCUAAAAAUGUAAGCAAAUGUAAUACCUUGAUGUGUUGUAACAAAGGAAGCGUGUAUCUUAUGUUUAUUUUUCACUUACCCAAUACAGAAAUUUCAAAGUUUGAA